UGUAGGUAGCGCUACUGUCAGAAAAGUAAAGAUGGGGGUGUUGAGUGGAUUGCAGUAUCGUAACUGAUUUAAAUUCGACCGAAUUUUCACACAAUAAUGGGUGCAAAUAUUUCUCAACUGGAACGAGAUAUUGGAUCAGAUCAGUUUCCAGCCAACGAACAUUACUUUGGGCUGGUAAAUUUUGGUAAUACUUGCUACAGCAAUUCUGUCCUUCAGGCUUUAUAUUUUUGUAAACCAUUUCGAGAAAAAGUGCUAGAGUAUAAAGCAAGAAAUAAAAGAACAAAAGAGACACUUCUCACAUGCCUUGCUGACCUCUUCUAUAGUAUUGCUACACAAAAAAAGAAAGUUGGAUCCAUUGCACCAAAAAAGUUUAUUGCUAGGCUUCGGAAAGAGAAAGAGGAGUUUGAUAACUACAUGCAACAAGAUGCACAUGAAUUCCUUAACUUCUUGAUCAAUCAUAUCAAUGAAAUAAUUUUAGCCGAGAGGCAUCAAAGUAGUGCUAAACCAAAGAUGGGAAAUGGUGAGGCCCCUACUCCUCAGCCUGAGCCUACAUGGGUGCAUGAGAUUUUUCAAGGAAUACUGACAAGUGAAACAAGAUGCCUCAAUUGUGAAACAGUAAGUAGUAAAGAUGAAGAUUUUUUUGAUCUUCAAGUUGAUGUUGACCAGAACACCAGUAUCACCCAUUGUUUGAAAUGCUUUAGCAACACAGAAACACUGUGCAGUGAUAACAAGUUCAAAUGUGACCACUGCAGCAGUUACCAGGAAGCACAGAAACGAAUGAGGGUAAAGAAGCUUCCAAUGAUUCUAGCACUUCAUUUGAAGAGGUUUAAGUACAUGGAGCAGUUCAACAGACAUAUAAAGGUUUCACAUAGGGUUGUGUUUCCUCUGGAAUUGAGGCUAUUUAAUACAUCUGAUGAUGCAGUGAACCCUGACAGAUUGUACGAUCUUGUUGCUGUUGUGAUACAUUGUGGAAGUGGUCCAAAUCGUGGACAUUAUAUCAGUAUUGUGAAGAGUCAUGGUUUUUGGCUUCUUUUUGAUGAUGAUAUGGUUGAUAAAAUUGAUGCAUCUACAAUUGAAGAUUUUUAUGGUCUGACAUCAGAUAUUCAGAAGUCUUCAGAGACGGGUUACAUUCUCUUUUACCAGUCAAGAGAUUGUGUUUAAUGGAAAAACUAUGUCCAUUUAGCUUUAUGAAAAGACUAUAGGUUUUAUGAGCUUUUACUUUUCCAUCUUUGUUUUACCACAUUGGACUGUAACUUUAUUUCUUCUGUUUCCAUUGCCCUGCUCUCUAAAUUUAACAGUACUCUUUGUUACAAUAUCUUUUCAAGCAGUCAGUUUUAGUUUCCAUGUUUUAUUGUGGUGAUACAAAGUGUGCAUUGCUAGUAAGUGGGUAAUGCUGAUGGUUUCAUGAAGUGUAUGAGUGAACAAGUGCUUAGAAGCAAAGAAUGACAACUAGUGUUGAACGUGUUUAAUCAAAUGAAAGUAAAAAUCCUGAGAAAAAUGUACAUUAUUUUAGGAGCGAAGCUUUUGAAUUUAGACAUUUUGAGGGCUUCAGUUGAACAUAAGGGAUAAUGUGUACAAUAAAUUGUAGGGAUAUGUGAUAUAUUUCCACUUCUUCAUGUAAGAGCAACCCUAGGUUGAUUAUGAGAUUUAGAGAGACUUGUUUUGGAAUGUGGUUAUGUUGGUGUAACUUGUAGUCUGUGAUGUACAUGGACAGCCUACAUUAUCCUACUGUAGAUUUACAAUGCUGUUCCUCUAAGAGCUGUAAUCUUUUCUGAAAGUUAGACAGGCCAUAAGUGUGCUUGUAUAAUGCCUCUGGACCUGUGUGUUUAACAUACAUGUAAGUUUUGUUUGAAACCAUAAAACAGUUUUGUUUACAUUUUAAUCUUUAGGUAACCAGAUAGUUGAAGAGAGUAGUUCUAAAACUUGCUCAGUCCAUUCUGUGAAUGUUCUAUCUAAGAGCAGCUGUUGUUAAUUGAAUAAAUUCUACUUCAUUUAGAACAUUUCAUGGAAAAAUACAGUUCAUCCUUUGAGUGGAAUGUUGAAAAUUCUGGUAUUUACAAAACUCAUUCAGUCCAGGGCGUGUUCUACCUCAAAACUUUGUCAUCCUGAUGUGCACAUGGCAGUAUGCUGCAUUGGUGUAUGUUUUAAGAUGGUUGGCCCUUAGUGCAUUGCUGCUUCCUUUGUGUACUAUCCCACUUCCCUUUCUUAAUAAAAACAAAUUGGCUUGUGUGUCUGUGUGCCUCCUUUCAGUUGUAUAUUGAACUCAAUAUAAUUUGCUUAUUUUAAUUUCAUAAUAAUACAGAUUAUACAAAUAUUGGUUGAUGAAAGUAUAUAGAUCUUACAUAGGUAUAAAAGAAAACAAUUGUGACAAAAAAUUGCAGUUUACAGUUACAAAAAAGUACAGUUUUGCCAACUUGAAAGAUUUUAUUUUCAGGCACAGAAAUUGAGUGAUUUAAAUUCAUGCAAUUUUAAAUUACCUCAACAUUUCCUGAUGUUCAAAAAGUGUUAGCACUUUGUAUACCAAAUAAAUGUAUUGACUGCUUACUUUCCCACAGUUUUUUUUUUCUGAAAAUUUUGUUAAAUGGACUGAUUAUGAGUUUUUGAACUACACCCUCCAAUUUGUAUUAUCAUGCUUUUGCUUGGCCUGAAUUUUAUGUUUUGCUCAGUUCUGUCAUUCUAAUUAUUUUAUUUAUGGACACACUGUGGCAUUUGAAGCCAGAGAAAUAUUUUGUUUCCAUUUUGUGUGUGUACGUGCAUGUGAGAGGGAGAGCUGGAGGGGUAUUGCUGAACACGUAAUUCAGUGUUUGAAUCCUAAAGGUUACACUAGUGAUCUCCAACCUAUAGGAUCUCAAAUCUAAAAGUUUGUGACGAUGGUGUGUUAUUUAGAUAAAAAGUUUUUUGGAUGUUUUCCAUCGUCUAAUAAAAUUUAACGACGUUUCGGAGAUGGGACUCUAUCUCAGUCUUCAGGUAAAUCUACUCUGUUGGGCCUAAUCGAUAGAGUUAUCCGGAGAUAGGGAUUAUCUCUGAUUGGGCCCAACAGAGUAGGUUUAAAUUAGAUGAAGGAAAACAUCCAAAAAACUUUUUAUCUAAUCAACCUAUAGGAAUUUGUAAAUAAUUGAGAUUUGAAGUUUUUACAGUGGUGAGUUCAAAGAUGGUGGGUUUCUUUCAUAAAUAAUGAUUUUUUUUAUACAUUUCAUUAUGAAAUUGUGAUGCCUCUGGGAAUAUAUUAAGUGGAUAUUAGGAUCAUGGAAUGUGUUUGAUCUUAAUUCUUGCAUCAUGAUAUAUUUCCAGCCUGUUAGGAUGGAAUAGACUUUUGCAGUUAAAAGAACUGCCUUUAAGACUAUCAUUCCCGUAUAGGCUGGUCAUGUAGGUCAGGACAUUUUAAAAAAAAUUAGAAUAAAAAUAUUGGAAUUAGUUAUAGAGAUAUUGUGUCACAUUGACAAAGAAAUCAAAGUAAAUUGUAAAUCACACAAGACUUGGUCCUGGUUCAUAUGUGUGUUGAAUUGGUUUAAAUUUCUUUAGGUUGUAAGUGAAAAUAAGGGAUUGAUAACAUUAUGCAGAUAGGUAGUGAGUGAUGAUUUGGUGCUGUACUGUUCAGUACAAACAAUGUAAUUAUUAUAUUUGCCAGAUUCUUUUCUUUGAUUUAAUUAUCCUACAUGGAGUAGGGCAUAGUAUAGCUCCUGGUUACAGGCUAAAUCUAACAAUAUUUGAGAAUUCAAUUAUUCUUCUGCAACUUCAUUUUUGUAAAUUUAUCUGAUAUACAUUGGAAUAAAUAAAACAAAAAUAAGUUGUAUGUAGGUGUAGUAGUGAACUGUGAUAUUAAAGACUUAAUAUAAUAUGGCUUGUUGUAUAUGUUUAAAAAAGGGAGGAUCAAAUUAAAGAAAUGUAUAUAUUGCAGCAUUCAUGAAUAUAGUUUGUGAUCAGUUGACAAGAACAAUUUAGAUAUGCACAUAAAAAGUAGCCUAACAUUACAAGAAAUACUAUGUUCAUGUUUAAAAUAUCACCAUUUGUAGUGUUCUGAGAACAUAGCACAUUGUUAUUCGACAUUCAGAUAGCCCUAAGACAGUAGGUCUUCUUAAACAAGGUAAGGUUUGGUGAUAUGAAUAAUAUGUGCAUAUGUGUGUAUGCAUGUUUAAUUACAAGAUAAACCCUUAACAUAGACAAAGAAUAUUUUUACAGCUUUCCAAUUAAUCAUUCAUAAUAUUACUCCCAUUCUUUAAAAUAUGUAAUUACAUCAAACAAAUGAGAAUGGAGAUAAGGAACUGACUGAAAUUGAUAAAUUACAUUUAUAAGACAGACAUGAGUAAAAGAAGUACAUGUCUAAAUAAGAUUAGCUGUCUGGAUGUUCAAUUAUAGCAGCAGGUACGAGUUGCAGUGGCUGAUAUGUUUUUAAUAUAUUUUCUCAAAUUGUGCACAACUAUAAAUUUACUGUAUCUUAUGAAGGUAUAUGCAGAUGAUGAAAGUUAAAAUGUUUCAUAUUCCCUGGCUAUAAUAAUGUUGAAAAAUCUCCCUAAUAUGAGAAUUUCACUUUUGAAGCAAUAUGUAUGACAUGUUGUUUUAUUGCCAAGGCACUGUUUUUAUGUCAGUGUUGUUUGAAUCAGCACAGUUUUCAAUGGUUUCUGAGAUCCACAAAUAUUUGUGCCUUUAUUCAUUUGUAAUAUUAUGCAGUAACUUUUGUCCAACCCUCACCAGUUUUGUUGGAACUUGGUUGACUUGUCAAACAAUAGGGAAUAUAAAUACAGGAGUCUACACCUUCCAUAUCUGUAUAUUUUGGAUUGCAGAUAUGACUAGAAUCAUUGAGAGUUGGAAACUUUUGUGCAUAGUUAAUUUUGUGUUGAUUGAAAGCUGUUUUAAUUAUUUAAGAAAUAUUGUGUACAUUGUUGUAGUUCAGACAUGGAUUAAAUGUCAAGGUAGUAAAUAAUGCA
Zootermopsis nevadensis is the source of this 4925-nucleotide messenger RNA. RefSeq names its product Ubiquitin-specific protease 12/46 (gene Usp12-46). The record is from RefSeq and is a predicted model, not a curated record. NCBI's taxonomy places the organism in Eukaryota, Metazoa, Arthropoda, Insecta, Blattodea, Termopsidae. Gene Ontology annotation, molecular function: cysteine-type deubiquitinase activity. Gene Ontology annotation, cellular component: nucleus; cytosol. Gene Ontology annotation, biological process: protein deubiquitination.